GAGACAUGGAUUGUGUGUGUGCCAUUCAGAGGGUGAAUGGCAGGACAAAAUAUUGAGUGCCUUUGAACGGGUAUGGUGGUAGCUGCGCUAGGCGCACCUGUUCUUCGUGUUUUGUACAAUCAGUGUAUAUUUUUCACAUUGAUUUAUUUUUGUCAUCGCCAAGGUUAUUGUAGGGUUAAGUGGUGACUUGAAAUUAAAACAACAAGGGUGAUGAAUAGGCUAUGGGCUAUUGCCUAAUGUAAAUUAUAAGAUUAUGAAACCAGCCAUGAUGAGUGGCUACACUUGUUGCGGUCAUGUGACGAAGCAUUAACCGGUUAAAUCAAAUGGAGAGUGAGCGCGCCCUGCAUUCUAUGUGACGUUAAACUGCUGCACAACCACUUCAGUUUUGGAUCCGUGCGUGUCUAGGUUACUCAGCCUAAAUCACAACUAGUCUCUGAUGUUUUAAGCUAUGACUGAAUGUUUUGGGAACGACAUAUAUAUAUAUAUUCUACAAUUGGGUUAAGUCUUAGAAUAAAGAAAAAAUGUUAAAUUUCGUCUUGCAAGAUGUCUCAAACAACACGGAGCAAAACACAACAACGCCUGAGGACUGGACUGUUGUGUACUUUGCAGUCAGGUGGAUCCAGAUGACUAUGGCAGUGCUGAGCAUUGUCGGUUCAGGUUCCAUAAUUGUUUAUGCAACUUUCCAACACCUUAUAAGGACACCUGAGACUCCAAAACAAUGGCCAAUACCACCUCCUCUGCAGAUCCAGCCAUUGUUCUUACUGAGUGUGACAGACUUGCUGCUGGCAGUCAGCUGGCUGGUAGGAGCAGUACUGUUCACCCAGGACUGUGAAAGCCAUGCCACCUGCUACAACCUACACAUCGUUGAACAGAUCCUGUAUAUGACCUCGUUCUUCUACACAUUGAACUAUGUAUGGACCCUGUACUCUGGGCUAAAUAACAGAUUCUACAGUAGCCUUCAUGGAUACCCAGCCCAAUGCGCCACCAAACUGAGAAGUUUCAGCAAGAUUGCUGCAGUCCUGUCAUGUGUCCUCCCCGUGCUGCUGAUGCUGCCAGUGUUUGUAACAGGAAACAUGGACCACUGUUACACAAACUUCAGCCAGCCUUACAAGUGCCUUCUAAUGCACACGGAGGCACUCUUCAUGUCCACUGACUUGAGCAAGAUGGAGGUGGACUCAGCUUGCCGCCUGGGACACAUGUACAGUAUUGCUGUCUUCCUGGCAGUGUUCCUCCUCACCUUUGUUGGCAUUGUGGUGAGUCAGCCUAUCCCAUGGUUACCAGCUUAUAGUUAUUUUAUUCAAACCUUGGCUUCACACGUCUUUUGUCUGCACCAGGUGCUCAUGGGAAAAGCCCGCACUGUUUACAGACGUUGUGUGAGUUCUAGCGGUUUCCUCGGCGACAGGCAGUGGGCGUCGCUUCGUGUUCUGGACCGACACAUGCUCCUCUACCCCUCUGUCUUCUUCUUCUGUUGGGGCCCAGCAGUGUUCCUGGCAGCCAUGAUUCUGUACAACCCCAAAUCAGUGGAGGGAGUUGUGGGCGUCAUUCUCUACAUCUUACAGGUAAAACUGCCAGCUGCUCUGAAACCUACAUCCAAGACGUGUGCAACCUCAGUCCAAGGCUUAACUUCUACUUCCUCAUCCCAGGCCUUCACCUCAUCCUCUCAAGGCCUUCUGAACUGUGUGGUGUACGGCUGGACACAGACACACUUCCGCUCAGCUAGCAAAGAUGCUCUAAGGGACAUGGACACCCAGACGCCACUUCUGAGAUCUCAGAAGAAAGGCUAUAAAACUCUAUGGUCAACACCAUCCCCCAAACCAGAUGAUAUAGAAGGAUCUGGUGUUCUACCGACACCACAUUAACUUACUAUGGUGGUUGUGACACUGGCAAAAGAAAUUAAACAAAGCCUUUUGUGCCAGACUGGGAGUGACGGUUUGGUUUUGAAUCUUGGGGACAGUACCUUGGGAAGCACCUGUUAUACCAAUGAAGCAAGAACACCCUCGGCUGUACACAAGGGACAGCAGGGUCCAACCAGACAGAGGCUGAACUGCUGAGGCGUAAAAAAGGGAAGAACCAGGGAAUUUACAAGGAGAGGAAGAGCAGCUCUGAAACAGGAUCUGAGAGCUCUGUACUUUCAUAGGAAUCAGUCACUCCCUCCCUCACUUGUUUUGACUGCAUCGCUCGUGCAAACAUUGUCUCUACAUUAGUGUUUAGAAUUUCCCACAGUAGUUGGGGACAGCCGAGGAUAUUUGUGAAAGGCUUUGUAACCAACUGGCAUGUCUUUGAUUUAGAGGGGCCCUGAUUGAGCCCAACCGUGUGGAAACAGUGAGCCGCCUGUCACUUUUCAUCUUGAUGGAACAAAGGCCCUCCAUUCACAGAGAUGCUGCUUGACGUACGAGUUUGGCCUGUGGUGUUGUGUGAUGGUCGUAGAUACGCAAGUGUGUGCAAUGUUUAGUUUUCGCCCUGCAUGGGCUUGGUCACAGAAAUGUGACUGUAGGUUUAUGCUCACUCCUUGAGUUCAAUUCUAAACUUUAUCAAAGGGGAUAAUUAUUGCCUUGCAUGAGAACAGGAUAAAUACAUCACAACAUACAAUUCAUUUUUUUCUGAGAUGCAAAUGAAACUGAAUGAAACUGAAUGAAAAGAAUGAAACUGAAUGAAAAGAAUGUGAAUUUCCGGUCUGUCAAUGCAUUGGACUUUAUUUCUGUUUAACUCAAUCCAUCAAUAUGAAAUGGGCAUUGCAGCUCAAAUAUAGUAACUGCUGCAGCCUCAUCAAAACAAUAAAAUCUUGUUUCACUCCCACAUCCGACCAGCUGCAUCAUGGCAGUUAUCAAAGAUGAGGCUGUAGUCAGUGCCUCCAGCUUU
This is a messenger RNA of Oncorhynchus tshawytscha (Chinook salmon), 2859 nucleotides long. It is a transcript of the gene tmem116, whose product is annotated as transmembrane protein 116. Gene Ontology annotation, cellular component: plasma membrane. The record is from RefSeq and is a predicted model, not a curated record. The transcript is spliced from 9 exons. Gene Ontology annotation, biological process: adenylate cyclase-activating G protein-coupled receptor signaling pathway. Lineage: Eukaryota; Metazoa; Chordata; Actinopteri; Salmoniformes; Salmonidae. The coding region runs from base 522 to 1859 and encodes 445 amino acids. Gene Ontology annotation, molecular function: G protein-coupled receptor activity.